This is a messenger RNA of Triplophysa dalaica, 1688 nucleotides long. Its product is annotated as dynein axonemal assembly factor 3-like. The transcript has 11 exons. Gene Ontology annotation, biological process: axonemal dynein complex assembly; motile cilium assembly. Bases 25 to 1464 code for a protein of 479 amino acids. NCBI's taxonomy places the organism in Eukaryota, Metazoa, Chordata, Actinopteri, Cypriniformes, Nemacheilidae. The record is from RefSeq and is a predicted model, not a curated record.
CCUUUUAGGAAAAUAAGCUGUAAAAUGAAGAAAUCACAUUGUUUAAGAGGAAUGAGCGCGAGGCGGAGCGUUGAUGGCGCGGGAUGCGUCACCUGGUGGGGUUUCGGACCAGCGCGAGACCUGCUGAGCUCAGAUGUUCACACAGUGAGGUCAGAUGGAGAGUUGAAUAUUCUGCUGGUGGGCAGUGGAGACCCCAGACACAUCCUGAAGACCAUCAGUGGAAUCACAGAGAGUGACGUGAUACAUGUUUGGGUGAUUGAGAACAGCAUGGAGAUUGUUGCCAGACAGUUACUUCUGAUCUACUGGUCACUUCUGAGCCCUGAGACCAUCAGUGUGCACAAGAAGACCGAAGUGUUUCUGGAGAUCUUUGGGAACCUUGAGAUUCGCAGCGAGACAGAAGAGUUUCUCAAACAGGCGUCAUCUGAACUCUGUCAAUCCAUCACAAACACACUGGUCUCUGACUCACACACACAUGCGUGUCUUGACACCAGUCUUCUGAAGUUUAAGGAGAGAGAUGAUUUGGUCCAGAUCUUUAAGUCGUGGGAACGACCUCCUUCUGUGCCAGCGAGUAUACGUCAGGUUUGGGACGCCCGUGUUCGGCAGCACCUGGGAGCUCGAUAUGAUUCACGUCAGGGCUGUUUCGACUGGGAUCUCACCAUGAAACUGCACCAGAGAGGCUGUGGUGUCAUAAACAAACAUCAGUAUGUCAAGUGGAGAGAAAGUGGGGUGGCCUUUGAGAUGAGGGAGGGGCUAUAUCAAACAGCCAAUCAGAGUCUGCUCUCCACACAAGUCUUCAAUCACAGAGGAAACAGGGUUUUGGUUCGAGGAUAUUGGGGUGAUAUUGUCUCCAGUCCAUAUCUGGCCUUUGGCAUAGAGACCGAUGACAAACACCUGCUGAACAAACACAACAAUCAACAUGUCAAGACUGCUCAGGAUAUCUCUGAAGUGAAUAUCAUGGCGUUGUUUGAAUGUCUUGCCUAUAGAGGGCGCUGUCCUCAAAAUAAAGAUGCUCCCGGCCAAUCCAGUACCUGUAACCCAUCCACAGAAGACCCCCAAAGACCCGAGGACACACAAACAAAUGACACCGGCUCUCAGACUCACACAAAACCGGCAGAAAAGACGUCACAUCCAUUCAAUUUGAUGGACAUAAAAGGGGUGAAAAUCUCAUUUCUGUCUCCAGACUCUCUCAGCAAACUUCCUCUCAAAGACAGACACAAGAACCUGUUUAACACUAUCUACUGUUCAGCCAGUAUGGUUCAUCAGAUAGACUCAUCUCUGAGACACCUCGCUGCUCCUGACGCCGUUCUGGUUAUAGAGCUGGCCACCCACCUGUUGGACCUCUCUAGAGAGCAGGUGUCAGGCUUUGCUGAGAGAGUGAAGGACAUCGCUGAAGAAUCAGGUUUCACACCCAAACUAAACCAGAGCGCUUAUGAGUAUUCAACAUUCACACUGAAACAGAACUGAACACAAACUGAACUAAUGUACCGUCGACUACAUCGUGAAUUAAAACCCUCCCAAAAGGAGAUUUGUUUCAAUAAAACACAUGAACAAAUAUUACUUUAUCUUCUGAAUAUAAAUGUAUAUUCAUGCAAUAUAUGAACAGUUUUAAAUGUUGCAAAUUUUGUCCACAUUAAACAAAAAAACUGUAGUGGUUUUAAAGAGCUGUAUUGUGGGAAACAUCCAAACCC